Gastrolobium bilobum is the source of this 2799-nucleotide messenger RNA. Its product is annotated as senescence-associated carboxylesterase 101-like. The record is from RefSeq and is a predicted model, not a curated record. The transcript has 4 exons. Gene Ontology annotation, molecular function: carboxylic ester hydrolase activity. The coding region runs from base 152 to 1879 and encodes 575 amino acids. Gene Ontology annotation, biological process: lipid metabolic process; defense response. Lineage: Eukaryota; Viridiplantae; Streptophyta; Magnoliopsida; Fabales; Fabaceae.
AACCAUUCAUUGACAUUAUGCUCAUUAUAAAUCAACCCCAUAGCUAUUCUUUCCCUUCAUAACAAUCAUCUCCGUCAUUUGUCAAAAACUCACUGCAUCACAAGCUUCUAGUUCAAGUUUUCCUAUAUCCUUCAGCACUUUGUCAAACACCAUGACCAUACUAUUUAGUAGUGGAAUGGAGCUUGCACCUUUUGUGACAAGCUCUGGUCUUCUCAAAAGAACAUGGGAUGCUAUCUCAUCUCGUCAAGAAGACAUCGUUUCAAACGUGGGAGUGGGACUUUCGUGGAAAGUUUAUAAAGAACAGGGUUCAGAUGUGACGAUUAUAGUGUUUGAGGUUACAACAGAUUCUAAUCUUCAAGCGGAUCAGGAUUCAUCUUCUGAUCUUAGGGAUAAGAAGCUCUUUCACUUUGACUUUCUUUGUACUAAAAAGAAUCCUAUUUUCUAUGUUAACAAAACUGCAGUUUCCCUCUUUUAUGAAAAUCGUCAGAAGCUUGAUCAAUUCAAAUCCGAGAUUAAUAGCUCCAAACCAUUGAUUAUUACUGGAAAUGCUCUUGGAGGAUCAGUUGCUUCUCUCUUCACCAUAUCACUAUUGGAUAGCAUUGGUUCGGGAAAGAAUCGCCCACUCUGCAUCACCUUUGGUUCACCCCUUAUUGGUGACAAGGGAUUACAACAAGCCAUAUCACGUAGUUCUAAUUGGAAUUCUUGCUUUCUGCAUGUUGUGUCACACAAAGAUCCACUUCCAAGGCUCUUCACCUCUGCAUUGAGCCCUCAAACCAGUGCUUACAUGCCUUUUGGAACAUUUCUCUUGUGUUCUGAUGAAAAUUCCACUUGUUUUGAGAACCCUGAAUCUGUUUUUGAAGUAUUCGUGGCAUUGGGCUCAAUCCGUGAUCAAAAUCAUGGACUUCAAUCCGUAGGAUAUGGAAACAUAGUGGAAAAUCUCCAUCGUAAAGCAAUUUGCAAGGACUUUACAGCACAGGCUAAAGGCAUGACUUAUUCUAAUUCACUGAAAGCAAGCAUCAGUUUGCAGUUGUGGGCACUAGGAAUCACACAGGAGCAACAACAGCAUAAAAUUGAUAUCAACACUUUGGUAACAAAGAUGGAAAUACUGGAAAAUAAAUUCGUUUUCCAGAAGAGGGAAACAUUUGAUCCAUCCAAGAAAUUGAAUUUAGUGAAGGUAGACAUGGCCCAACUUGAAUGGUACAAGAAGAAUUCUAAAAAUCGUAACAUAGGGUACUAUGACAGCUACAAGAAAAUGCUCUUGACAAGUGACCAAGACGUUGAAAAGUUCCAGAAAAACCUCACAAACUACUGGGAAAAGUUGGUUGAAGAGGCAGAGAUGAAGCCUCAGAAAGAAGGUUCAAAUUUUCGUACCCGCUGGCUUGGUGCUGGGACUAAUUACAGGAGAAUGGUUGAACCCCUAGCCAUUGCUAAAUACUAUAGGGAGGGAGGUAAAGACUAUGUGACUGAAGAAAGGUCUAAACAUUUUAAACAGUUAGAGGAGUGGUUGAAGGAAGGAAAAAAGAAAGCCACAAGUGACUCAACCACUUCAAGUAAGAAGAAUGUGGAAGCUCUUUUAACCAUAGAUUCUUGCUUUUGGGCACAUGUUGAAGAGGCUCUCCUUUCAUGCAAAGAGUUGAAGGUUUCCAAAGAGAAGGAGGAGACAUUGAAGAAAUUGGUUGAAUUUGAGGAGUAUGUUUAUGGGCUGCUCAAGAAUUAUGAAGUGUCACCGGAGAUUUUUUUGGCAGAAAGCAGCUAUAUGCGUUGGUGGAAUGAGUAUAAAGCAAUUAAGGGAGCUUCAUAUAAUUCAAAACUAGCAAGUUUCAUGAAUGAUGCUAGUAAGCGUGAGCAAUAUGCUGUGGGAGCUUAUGAUUUUCCCUGAACUAUCAUAAUCAUGUAAUAAAGCUAUUGUCUCAAGAGUGUAAUACUUUAGGAUAUGAUUGCAAUAACGGAUUACUCUUGCAUUUGGUACUCUAUUAUUAAACUCUUAUUUCUAUUCCUAGUUGUUUAGCUUUGGUGUUGGUUCUUGCUAGUAGUGGAGCUUUUCAUAGAGGCAGGGUGUGGCAGCUUUCCCUUCAAAUUUUGUCUUUCCACUCUCUUGCACCGACCAUUAUCCCUUUUAAAAGAUACUUCUUUCAAGCAGUACAAGUAAAAAGAAAGUUGAAUCAUUUUUAUCCAUUGAUUCUUGCUUUUGGGAACAUGUUGAAGAGGCUCUCCUUUGGUGCAAACAGUUGAAGGAUGCAAAAUCUAACGUGACAGAGAAGGAAGGGGCAAGUAGGAAAUUUCUUGAAUUUGAGAAGUAUGUUUAUGGAUUGCUCAAGAAUUAUGCAGUAUCACAAGAGAUUUUGCUGAAGGAUAACAGCUAAAUGACUUGUUUGAACGAGUAUUGAUAGGUCUAAGAGAUGUUGGCCCUCACUAUACACACGAUUGAGUCUAGUUCAGUUGGAAUCUGAGAUUAAUAUGCAACAAGAUGAGUUUUGAUGCGGGUUACUCUAGCGGCAAGGAUGUACCUAUGCUUGAAACCUUUCUUUGGUUUGGACAGAUAGGAGGAGGUACUAGCAAGGCAUUCCGACACUUGAGUUAUUAUUAAAUCAAUGAGCUUAAAUUAUAAUGAAGAAGAUGACCAUAUCUGGGCAUUGAGCCUUUUUUUAUAUAGUAAUGGCAUGCACUGCUUAUACAGUCUUAGUACGGUGGUAUUCAGUCUAUUUUUUUUAUUGUCAGGUAGUGUUUUAUUUGUCAUGCCAAGCUUUCGUGAUAUCCAAGAUUUUUAUCUCAUAUGUCCUUUACAAAAGAUAAAGAGAA